AUGGAAAACAAGUUUGUUUUCCUCAUCUUCUUUGGGGCACUGGUCGGUGCCACGAGAGGUCAGGCGAACCAGGACGAGAGUUUCCUGGUGACGUCUGUGAACAAGCAAAGUUUGCUGAAGGCUCUGCUGCAGCAAGAAGCUACUUACGGCCAAAGCGGCCAUAGUGGCGGUUCGCAUAGCCAUCACGGAUCUACCCACAAGGAUGAGAAUGGAUAUCACUACAAUCGACCAGAUGAUCCGCUGUGUCUGCUAGGCGUUGGCCCUCAUUGUCAGCAAUCGAAGCCUGGCAAUGAAUAUUUGCCACCUUGCGCUGGCGGAGGCCAUGGACCGCACUGCCAGGUUGGAGUACCGGCAGCACCACGACCGCCAUCAUUUGUUCCCGCCCCAUCUCACGGAGGUGCUCCGGUAGUCCAGGUUCAGACAUUCGUCUUCGGUGCUUGCACAAACGGAGGAUUUGGGCCUUACUGUUGCACGAACGGAGCCAACACUCCGGAUUGUUCGAUAAGUCUUCCACCGUACGUACCGCCACCACCCCAGCCUCCACAAGUGCAGCCACCUCCACCACCACCACCACAAACUCGUCCUCCACCACCACCGCCGACUCGCCCUCCACCACCUCCACCAACUCGUCCUCCGCCACCACCACAAACUCGUCCACCGCCACCACCGACUACAAGGCCGCCUCAGACGCGUCCACCGACUACGACUAGACCAAGACCUCCGCCAACAACAACGAGACCGCGACCUCCACCAACCACGACAAGGCCGCGUCCACCGCCAACAACAACGAGGCCGCGUCCCCCGCCAACAACAACGAGACCGCGUCCACCGCCAACAACAACGAGACCGCGUCCUCCGCCAACAACAACGAGGCCACGUCCACCGCCAACAACAACGAGACCGCGUCCUCCGCCAACAACAACGAGACCGCGUCCUCCGCCAACCACGACAAGGCCGCGUCCACCGCCAACAACAACGAGGCCGCGUCCACCGCCAACAACAACGAGACCGCGUCCACCGCCAACAACAACGAGACCGCGACCUCCGCCAACAACAACGAGGCCACGUCCUCCACCAACAACAACGAGACCGCGUCCUCCGCCAACAACAACGAGGCCACGUCCACCGCCAACAACAACGAGACCGCGUCCUCCGCCAACAACAACGAGACCGCGUCCUCCGCCAACCACGACAAGGCCGCGUCCUCCGCCAACCACGACAAGGCCGCGUCCUCCGCCAACGACUACAAGACCGCGACCUCCGCCAACAACAACGAGACCGCGUCCUCCACCAACAACAACGAGGCCACGUCCUCCGCCAACAACAACGAGACCGCGUCCUCCGCCAACAACAACGAGACCGCGUCCUCCGCCAACAACUAGACCUCCUCCACCACCGACAACGGUAUCGUAUCCUUCAACGACACCAGCGGUUGUGUUCCUUGGUUGUCCCAACGGCGGAGUCGGUCCUUACUGCUGCACCAACGGUGGAGUCGGUCCUGGAUGUGUUAUUCCCCAAGGUCCACCGUACAAGACGUGCGAUAACGGUGGCGAACCACCGUUCUGCUGUGUCAACGGAGGAGUUGGACCGUACUGCGUUGAGUUCCAGCAAGCGGUUGAGGUGAGCCCACCGACGACGAUCAUCUACACAGGUCAGCCGGUGUGCCCGAAUGGCGGAGAGCUACCGUUCUGUGAACCACCGAACCAACAAGGAGACCGCCCCUCAUUCGGACAGCAGCCGACGCAGCAAAUACAGCCACAGAGACCGAUCAACCAGGGAGGCUAUGGCGUUCGUCCACAGGUCUCAGGAGUUAGCGUGAUACCGAGCAGUACUGCGGCACCGUUCUACCAGGGUGACACCGGUUUUGGUCAAUCGUUUGCGAACUCUUUCUCCCAGGCCAUCACUCCUCGUCCGAUGAUUAACACAGCGUCGAGAAUAGACACUGAGCAGCGUCCAGUGGCCGCCGCUAGACCGCAAGCACAGCAACGACAACCGACACCUGGUCCAGUUCAGGUGACUCCGAGACCACAAACACCUGCAGCAGCACGUCCUCAGCCAACGCGCGCCCAGGCCUCUCCAAGACCACAAACGGCAGCACCGCCACGCACACAGCCACCGCGUGCCCUGCCAAGUCCUGCUCCGCAGCGACAGAAUGUCGCCGCAACGGCAUCGGCAGCCGCCGGAUUCCCGAACACGGAUUUCAACAACCGAUCGCCCAUCAGACCGGCAUCAGUGGCAGGCUUCGGACCAGCGAGCGUCGGAGGCUCCAACUUCCAGCGACCACAGUCGGAUGGCGCGAACGCUGAGCAUGGGUUCUACUACAAGGACGGUGACCAGGCUGUCAUAUUCUAA
Messenger RNA from Anopheles aquasalis, 2352 nucleotides. Its product is annotated as basic proline-rich protein-like. NCBI's taxonomy places the organism in Eukaryota, Metazoa, Arthropoda, Insecta, Diptera, Culicidae. The record is from RefSeq and is a predicted model, not a curated record.